UCUCCAUUUUCGUCACACCAAACCCUAAAUUCAACUUAAUACACAAUUUUUAUUCACUCGUUUAUUAAGUUUUUCGUCAUUUUUGCUGCAUUUUCUAGCAAUGGAGAGUGUGAACAAAAUGGUGGCAGAAAAACCAGUGGCGAUCUUCAGCAAGAGUUCAUGCUGCAUGAGCCACUCGAUCAAAUCCCUCUUUACUGAUUUUGGUGUUAAUCCUGCAGUGUAUGAACUUGAUGAAAUUCCAAGAGGUGGAGAGAUUGAACAGGCUCUGUUAAGACUCGGUUGCAACCCGGCGGUCCCAGCGGUGUUCAUUGGUGGCGAAUUUGUGGGUGGAUCCAAUGAGAUCAUGAGUCUCCACCUCCGACGAUCCUUAAAGCCAAUGCUCAAAAGGGCUGGUGCAUUAUGGGUUUAAACCCUACUUCUUAUAUCUAAAACUAUGACCAAUGCAUUUUUAUUGCAUUAUGAAUGGUAGAAUUAGGAUUAAAUGUAAUAAUGUUAUCCAUAAAUAUAUGGAGAGAGUGCCUGUGUGCUGCAGUUUUGCUAACAAUAUCAAUGUUUUGACUAAUAAAAUAAACUCAAGUUUUGAAUAAUCAA
This is a messenger RNA of Olea europaea var. sylvestris, 591 nucleotides long. RefSeq names its product monothiol glutaredoxin-S2-like. NCBI's taxonomy places the organism in Eukaryota, Viridiplantae, Streptophyta, Magnoliopsida, Lamiales, Oleaceae. The transcript has a single exon. Bases 101 to 409 code for a protein of 102 amino acids. The record is from RefSeq and is a predicted model, not a curated record.